Molecule: messenger RNA, 4344 nt
Organism: Penicillium arizonense
Lineage: Eukaryota; Fungi; Ascomycota; Eurotiomycetes; Eurotiales; Aspergillaceae
Product: GTP-Rho binding exocyst subunit SEC3
Exons: 3
Coding region: 1-4344 (1447 amino acids)
Biological process (GO): Golgi to plasma membrane transport; exocytosis
Cellular component (GO): plasma membrane; exocyst
Molecular function (GO): phosphatidylinositol-4,5-bisphosphate binding
Source: RefSeq, a predicted model, not a curated record
AUGAACGGCCGAGACCGUCCCCGCGGACCUCCACCAAAUCGCGGGCCUGAUCCGCGUGUAAGCCCAAGUGAUAGCAACUUGUCAAAAGCGGACCAUUUCGACGACGAGAAGAAGCGCAUCAUCCAUAGUUGCUAUGCAAAGAAGGACGCCGACGGUACCUUGGUCGAGUCCUACAUAACCCACGUCCGCAUCGUCGAGGAUGCAGCCCACCCCUCCAGUCCUUCCCCGCCAAACGCAGCACCGGAGAACAAGAAACCCCGUGUCAUCAUCGUUUCGGUGCGAAGAUCAGGCCGGGUUCGUAUGCACAAAGCUCGUGAGAACAACGAUGGAUCUUUCUCAAUUGGAAAGACCUGGAUGCUCGACGACUUAACUGCGAUCCAAUCAUUUUCCGCUUUCGUCCCCCAAUCACCAACAGAACAACAACAGAAGGAAUGGGCUGGACACGUUGGAUUCACAGUCACGAUAGGAAAGCCUUACUACUGGCAUGCCAGAACCUCCAAGGAGAAGGAGUUCUUCAUUGGAAGCUUGGUCAAGAUCUUCAAGAAAUACACCAAUGGAAGAGUCCCAAACCUCAUCGGCUUCGAUGAAAGGGAGCGCCAACAACUGUUAGGGCCGGGACAACCUGGACCGUCAGGGCCGUCGAGCGGUCCCCCAUCAAGAGGAGCUGGGGCAAGUCCUGCGGAGGGUGCAGUGCCACCUUCACUACAACCGUCAUACCGAGGUCGUGAUCCUGGUCGCGAUGCACCGCGAGAGCAACCCCGAAGGAAGCCUUCUGAAGAUCCCGUCCUUCGUGCACAGAAGAGCCGCGAGCAGAUGUCCCGACCAUCUACAGGUUCUCGGCCGUCGACCGGCCAUGGAAAACCGGCACCGUCGCCCUUCGACCUGCCCAAAGCGUCUCCUUCGGGCCCUCAAGAGUUGCAACCUCCCCCACGCGCAACCGAGCGUCUCGCCUCAGACACAAAAGGCAAAGAUAUCCCUCCCGGUUCUAGCCAUAGCGGGAUUCCAGAUUCACUACGACCAGCCUCCUCCCGCAGUCAGGAUCACGGUCCCAAGCCUCCAGCUUUUGCCAUCCAAGGUCCUUCAGACAAGUCCCCAGAGUUGGUGCGCAGCACCGAUGGACUUCGUCCCAUUACACCUGCCUCCGCCGGCGACCAUCGGGAUGCAGUCCCAAGCCCAGUUAACAGCUUCGGGCAAAGGUCACCGCAACGCGAUGGUGGUGAUAAACCGUCUCCAUUGAAUCAACCGCCCUUGCCUCAAGAAAGAAGUGUGCCAGAGAGCCUAGCAGUUGCAGACCAACUAGAGUCGCGAGAAGCCUCUUACUCACCCGGAAUCGAGGACCUGGCCGCGGAGCCUGCUGCUUUAUACGCUGCCAAUAUGGCAUCAGAGGAGCCUGCUCAACUUGUUCAGCCCAUUGAGUCUACUAAAGAAAUUAGCCCUGCUGAAACCACCCCGACAGUGACCUCACCUAUAGAGGAACCCUCAUCUGAGCCCACUUCAGCCUCGGUGGGAGAAUCUGGAGAGCUCGACCCACAUCGUCCAGGCCUCGGUCCCAUGAUCAAGAAGAAGUCAGGCAAAGACAUUGCAGGUGCAUUCAGAAAAGCCGCAAAUGCUUACGGUGGUUUCAAACCUAGACCUGGUGGUGCUGGUGAGCGACUGCUGGCAGCCGCAAAGAAGUCACAAGCGGAGGAAGCCGGACCCGAUGGUAUCACCGGCGUUGUUCCGGCUCCCUCGCUUACCCGGUCUGCGACUGAUCCUCCCCAAAGUCCAGUGGCAGAGAAAUCAGAGAGAUCCGACAAGGAUCCGCAGCAGCCACCCUCUGGACCUGAAACACCAACUGUGGAAAUCACCGAACCACAGCUUGAUGAAGCUCCAGUCGCUCCUACGGUGCCCCCUGUACAGAUCCCCGACUCGUCCAAGAACACUCUCACGGAUGUUGUGCUGGUUGAGAACCGCUCGAGAACACCAUCUCCAUCUGGCCAAGGACGUCGUCGCAGACGUCGUGUGGACAAUACAUUGAAAUAUUGCCAGGCCCUUGGAAUCGAUCCGGGAGUUCUUGAUGGACGCGGUAUUGACUUUGAUGAUAUCCUUUCCGAUCUGGGGUGGAACGGCCGGUUGGCCGAUGAGCAGAAGAUUGAGGAUCUGGAAGCAGAUGUUCGUCGUGAAAUUGGUCGCGUCGAGGCCACCAGCUGGCUUGGCAAUCUUGAACAGCAGGAAGGAAAGGUUGAGCAACUUGCCAGUCUUAUCGACAGAACUAUUGAGGAGUGUGAUGAGCUUGAUGGUCUAUUGACCCUUUACUCCCAUGAGUUGAACACUCUCCACGAAGAUGUGGCGUACAUUGAAGCUCAAGGCCAAGGCCUGCAGGUGCAGACAGCCAAUCAGAAGCUUCUUCAGAACGAGCUCCAGAACCUAUUGAAGACUCUCUCAAUCUCUUCGUCUGAGCUAAGACCGCUUAAGGAGGCUUCAUUGAGCAACCUUGAUGGUCUCAAGGACAGUGAAAACGCUCUGUCGACAUUGUACAAGGCCAUGCUCACGAUCGACUCCGACAUUGGUCAAAACAAGAAGCGUCAGGUAGACUCUAGCGUCGGAGUCUAUGCCGAUACUGAGAUUGGCCAAAUGCGCGCAAUCAAGCAGAAGAAGGAAGAAUACCGCUCUACUGCCCUAGUUUUCCUCCAGCGCCUGAAGCAAUUCAUGGCUAUGGCUUUCAAGAUGGCAGAACAAAAACGAGCCGAUUCGACGGCAAAUGGUGCCAAGGAUGCAAUGAAGCUUGACACGGUCGCACGUGGCCACUUCCGUCAAGAGAUCUGGAAGUACAAUGCCCUGAUGCUCUUUGCUAAAGAAGUUAGCAUGGCAGAAUGGCAUGGUCUGGUCGGCCUCUACGAGCAACAGUCCAAGCCCUCGUACCAGGGUGACUUCCGGGACAACAAUCUGGCUUGGAAGAAAAUCGCUCGCAAGCCCACUGGAGAUGAACAGGAACUACUCUUUACCCACCAAGAGAAGGAGAAGGAAACUGAAGGUAUUACCAUGGCCGCGCGAAAAUUGACCGUGCGACGAGGCAAGACAGUACGAGCCGCCGCUGGUCUUCGAAUGGCUUCCGGCGAGAAGAAGCAAGGAAGGGUUGAGCCAUGCGAGGCCUUUUCGGGUACAUUGCGUGAGACACUGAAAAUGAUGGCUCAGGAACAGAACUUCAUUGUUCAAUUCUUCCACCUCGAUUCUCUUUCCAGCGCCGAGUUCUCUGAUCUAGUGUCAUCAUCAACUCCGGAACGCCGAACGUGUCCCGACUUCUCUGCCAGCCAGUCGCACGACCCUGAUCGUGGGAUGGCGAAGCGAGUGGAACAGAUCAUGGACGAGAUCUAUUCCUUCUGGCCCAAUGACAUGCAGAGCCUUGUGGAUUGGGCGAUGCAGGCUGAUCCUCUCCAAGGAAUCGGUAUCCUCUACGCUUUGGAGACCUCCAUGGCCGACUUUGACGACACAAAUCAAGAGUUCAUCCUUCACUCGCUACAAAAGAUCCACUCUCGCCUGAUGGGGUUGUUCAACCGAUUCGUCGAUGAACAGAUCCGAGGUAUCGAAGACACCAAAGUCAAGGUGAACAAGAGAAAGGGAGUAAUCUCCUUCAUGCGGGUAUUCCCCAACUUCUCCAACGCAGUCGAAACCAUUCUCUCAGGCUCAUCCGGCGAAAUGUGCGACAUCCGCGUCAGCGUCAACGACGCCUACGACCGCAUCAACCGCGCAAUGUGGGAGUCCCUCAAAUUCAUUGCCAAGGAAGCACCCGGCCAACCCCCAGGCGUCGCCACCGGCGGCGCCGGAGAUCCCGAAGACAAAGAAGUCCUAAACUACCACAUCCUCCUAAUCGAAAACAUGAACCACUACGUCGAAGAAGUUGACGUCCACAACAUCCCCUCCCUCGAACGCUGGACAGACCGCGCCCACCAAGACUUCCAAGAACACAUGAAGCUCUACCUCGACUCUGUCAUCCACCGCCCGCUAGGCAAACUCAUCGACUUCGUCCAAUCAAUCGAAAACCUCCUCGCUGCCGGCAGCAACCCAACCGACAUCGCAUCCCGCGCUAGCCACUCCCGCAUGGUGGCCAAGAAGGUCCUCUCCUCGUACGACAACAAGGAAGUCAAACGUGGCAUUGAGAUGCUGCGCAAGCGUGUUGACAAGCACUUUGGUGAUGCUGAUGAUCCUGGUCUCAGCCGUAGUCUGGUUCUCAAGGUUCUCCGCGCUUGCGAGCAGCGGUAUGAAGAUGCUUAUGACCGGACGCGCCGUAUCAUUGAUACUGUUUAUGAGGGUCAAUUGGAUCUGGAUUGGCGUAAGGAUGAGACUCUUAGCAUGUUCCAGAAAUGA